Messenger RNA from Saccostrea cuccullata (small rock oyster), 1791 nucleotides. RefSeq lists its product as uncharacterized. The transcript has a single exon. The record is from RefSeq and is a predicted model, not a curated record. Bases 652 to 1653 code for a protein of 333 amino acids. NCBI's taxonomy places the organism in Eukaryota, Metazoa, Mollusca, Bivalvia, Ostreida, Ostreidae.
UUGAAGAGAGCGGAGAAAAUUAUAGAGGGCCCGAUGACGUAGAAAAUCCUGCCCUGGGUACGCGGUGAUUGAGGGGACCCCCUCACCCGCCAGAGUUAGACCGCUCUGACAAUUACACACUGUUUAUUGUGUCAACAAAUUUUCUUGUUUGCCGCCAGAAUUAGAGUUCCUUCCAAGAGCCGGCGUGUGUUAACACAAUGUUUGGAAAAAUUCACUCUCGAAUAUGCUUCCGAAGGGACCAAGCGUAACAAUGCAAUAUUUGUUAAUCAUUUAAAAAUCUUUAAAACGUUCGAGCGUGACACUGAUGGAUAAAAGCUGUGGGGAUAUCACAGAGGUGUAGCGAGGUCCUUUUUUUCAUUUUGGAUCCUUUUAUGUUUAAGUGCACAAUUCAAAAGGAUAAGUCAAAUUGUUUUGAAUUUUCAGUUAAUAAAGGGAAUUCCAUUAAAGUGAUCUAGGUUCCGAGAUACUCGCUCUGAAGAUAACAUCUAACAAAGGUGCGAAAAACUUAACGAGUGAAAACAAACAACGGGAUACAUACAUCUAAUGGAAAGACACAACACGAUCUCCUGUUUAUUUUGGUAAACAGUCUUGGCUUCGGAGCAGACGUUAAAAAUAUAUUUUCAUUGUUGGAAUUUUGCAUUUUUUGUUUGUAUGAUGACAAUUAACCCGACUCUUGGACACCUUUAUCACGAUUUCAGCAUCAGCAAUGCUUAUACCGCUCUAGACGUCCAGGAACUUUUCAAAACGAGGCAAAGAAAUGCGCGCGAAAAGCGCCAACUGGACGAAUUUAACAGGUAUCUCAAUAAGGCACAAGAAAUCAACCUCCGAAGACUGAACCUUGAGGAGAAAUGCGUCCGGUACCAACUGGCGGACAUCAAUCUUCGCUCGGCCUCACUAAGAAACGGACCGAGACACGGGUCGCUCCGAAGAUCCCAAACCUUCAGCAUCGCUAGUCCCAGCACGCUGUCGUCUGCGUACCCCUCCAUUUGUACGUCUGCUGCGCCUUCCCGCUUCUCUGGUUCAUCAUCACAAGUUUCCGGCACCAGUUCUCUGGAGACGGGGGAUCUACAGCUAUCACGCAGUAAGUCAAAUAUGUUUGUGAGAAAAGUGAACAAUGUUACAAAAUCACUGUGUAAAUUGUAUGAGAAACAACAACGACGAAAAGUGGAAAAAGAAAUUUUACUCCGAAAUGUUAGGAAAAAUAACGAGGAAUUACUCCAGAGAUCGCGGGUGCAUUUCAAAGAUUCAGACACUACACAGAACUUGGAGAAAAUUCUCGGAAAUUCUUCAGAACCUUGUAAGGAAUUAAUCAAACAGGACACUCUUGGUUCAAGCAUUCCAAGUACAGCGAAAACUGAUACGACGCGUUCAGAAACAAUUUCUCUUCCAUCCCUGACAAAUACUGGCGCUGUUAGCUUGAACAAAAAUAUUAACAGGACCCUAUUCCAAGAGGACACGAGAUCGAACGCGGGUAAGCUCUCUAUGUCUGAUGAUCUUGACCUAUCGGAGUUCAAGGUCAAUGCUCAAAACAAGAGAACAAUACCGGAAGUUUGGCAGCUAUACAAACAGAAAAUGGCGGCCGAUGAGGAUGAGAUUAAUGAACCUCUUUUAGUGACAAUAACUGCUCGGUACAGGAGAACUUUGGUGCACUAAAUCUACAGUGUACAUAAUACUGGUGACAAUAAAAGCUCACUAAAAGGGAAUUUGGUGCAUUAGAACUGAGCGGAUAGUUUCUGAUUGUGUUUUGAAAACUGCAUAUUUCUUCAUUUCGUCCAGUAGUCGCUAAUGGAG